Chiloscyllium plagiosum (whitespotted bambooshark) is the source of this 3120-nucleotide messenger RNA. It is a transcript of the gene ephx4, whose product is annotated as epoxide hydrolase 4. NCBI's taxonomy places the organism in Eukaryota, Metazoa, Chordata, Chondrichthyes, Orectolobiformes, Hemiscylliidae. The record is from RefSeq and is a predicted model, not a curated record. Gene Ontology annotation, molecular function: catalytic activity.
CAUGACUUCAGUUUAAGGGGCUCUUCCUUGGCACUGGAGCAGGUGAAGGCUGCUGCGGGUCACCCAGCUCCCUCAUUCAUUCCCAGUGGGACUAUGGUGAGCCCGCUGUGCGACUUCCUGAUGCUCACAACUCGAUUCCUGGUGAGAUCGUUCCUCUGGGCUCUGGCGUACAGUUUCUGCGGGCUCUGUGCCUGCCUGGUCUCGCUCAAAGUUUUAUGGCACAUAAUCAGGAAACCGGCAGAGACCUUCCAGUGGACAGUCCGUGAGACGCUGCCCGCCUGUUUAAAUGACACGUCCCUGGGCACACACUGUUAUGUGCGGAUUAAGGAGUCAGGAUUACGGUUCCACUAUGUUGCUGCUGGGGAAAGGAGCAAACCCCUUAUGCUAUUGUUGCAUGGAUUCCCAGAGUUCUGGUACUCUUGGCGUUAUCAGCUUCAAGAAUUUAAGAGUGAAUUUCGAGUGGUUGCAGUUGAUUUACGAGGGUAUGGAGAGUCAGAUGCACCUAUUGGUCGAGAAAACUACCAGCUGGAUUGUUUGAUUACAGACGUGAAGGACAUUGUGGAGUCCCUCGGGUACAAAAAGUGUGUUUUGAUUGGCCAUGAUUGGGGUGGAUUAAUUGCUUGGUGUUCUGCUAUCUAUUAUCCUGAGAUGAUAAGUAAGAUUGUAAUAUUGAACUGCCCACAUCCCACAGUUUUUUAUGAUUACAUCAUACGACAUCCCUCCCAACUGAUAAAGUCAAGUUACUUGUUCUUUUUCCAAGUGCCAUGGCUUCCUGAAUUUGUUCUUACAAUAAGUGAUUUCAAGGUGUUGAAGUACUUAUUCACAAGUCAGAGCACAGGCAUUAGGACAAAAGGCUGUAAGAUGACUGAGGAUGAGAUCGAAGCCUAUCUGUACAUCUUUUCUCAGCCUGAAGCCUUCUCUGGACCACUCAGCUACUUCAGAAACAUAUUCAGUAGCCUUCCCUUGAAUCAGAAUGAGGUGAUGACACCCACCCUGUUGCUGUGGGGAGAAAAGGAAGAAUUUCUGGAAUUCAGAAUGGCCGAGGUCACAAAGACCUAUGUGAAGAGUAGCUUCAGACUGAAUAUUGUGCCCGAAGCCAGUCACUGGCUUCAACAGGACCAGCCCGAAGUAGUUAAUAACUUAAUUUGGGAAUUUUUAAAGGAGGUCGGCCAGUAAAACAUGUUGUUAUUGAUGAUAUGAUUUAAGAUGAGAAGAUUUUGCGAUGGUUCCAGUGUGAAAAUUAAAUGUUUUUCUGUGUCGCCUAACUCUAACCCUUCCCCUUUACACUGCUGUCUGAAAUCUUUCGGUGGUGCUGAAUGAAAGUCUGCUUGUAAGGUUUGUACUUUGUUGUUGCACUAUUUAUUAGCCUACGCGUAAUUCUGCUCAGUAACCAUUUAAAGCUGUGGUCUCCCUUUAUAAAAUGUGCAUUCAAGUUUAUAUGUAUGUUUAUAUAUAUAUAUAUAUAUAUAUAUCUAUAAAAUGGAGAGAGAGAGAGAUGCCUUAUAUAUAUAAAAGAUAUAUAUAUAUAAAAUUAUGAUUUCUAAAUUACAAAUGAUCACAUUUCUGUGUACUUGGAUUGACCAAGGAUUUGAAACAAAGAAUUAUCUGCCGAAGAAAGUAAUUGACAAGACAACAUAAAACUCCUUAAGUUUUCUGUUUUCAGUGUGGAGCUGGUGGGUGCAAAGAAUGCAAGUGGGCGAUAUAAGGGAUGUGACAGCUUUAAAUUGAAAGAGGUCUGACAUUGUUUGAGACAGCAUUUUAGCAUAUUUAUUCCCGAAUCUUUGCACAUGAAAACACCAGCCUUAAGACUUGUAAUUAAGAAACAAUGAUGUCACCAAGUAAAUGACUGAUACAUGCUCCUUACUGUUUUCAUUCACAUGGUAGUGCCUUUCACUACCUUCUUAUGAAGAAAGCAAGAGUGCCAUUUCUGAAAAUUUAAAUGGGGUUGUUUAUAUUUUAUAUUUAUAAGUUGUAUAGAUUGAUGUUUUUAUUGACAAAGAUCAUUUAUUGAAAAUAAUGCUGUAACUACAAUCCGGUCUCCAUGGCAAGUGUAUAUAUUCAUCCAUAGAAUAUUAAAAACAGAUUAUCUACCUGCUCUAUUCCUAGAACACUUUGGGAAUAUAGUUAUUGCUGAUUCUCUCAAUUGGAACAAAUCUGCGCAAUGCUCCAUCUGCUGGUCUAAUUCAAAAUAGACCAGCCUCACCUACAUGAAAUGGUACAUGUACGAAAAAUAGCCUCAAGAUUUGAACCUAUCUCAUAUGGAAAGGGGCAAGAAUUUCUUGAGAUGGUUCUCCUGAUCAACCACCGCAACCUCAUUCUACAAACCUCCAAACAUUGUCAGCUGACAAUGGUUCAGCCAAUCUGGAAAAUCUGUUAGGUUCUGGGUUAAACAGUCUAAGUUUUCAAUCAUCUGACUAGGUGAUGCCCAGAGUUCUUUUUGAAGGGUAGAAGGGAGGUGGAUAAUACGCCGUAAACAUUGUAUCCUGAACAGUCUAAAAUCAACGUUUUAAAACCAGACACAUUUACCAACAGUUAAAAUACAACGAAGCUCAUUGGUGGAUACAGAUUCUCAACAUCCUUAAUUGCAGAUGAGGCAGCUACCCAUUAUAGUUAAUGGUUUUGUUUCAAACUUCCAAUAUUCAAUUCAUGGGUGGACACAGCUUCUCUAUUUCCCCAAUCUUUGAUGAGACAUCAGAGUUUAAGUCAGGAAAGUGGAGUUGAGGAGGGGAAGACCCUCCUCACUGAAUCAGAGCAGACUUGAUUAACCAAAUGGCUUAUUUCUGUUCCUAUUUCUAAUGAUGUUAUCUCCUAUUUAACAUUUUGCUGGGAACACUUUUUUUUAAGCAUCCUAAAGGGUAGCAAAUUAGCUUGCACACACUGUACUGCUGAAGCCAACAAUGUGAAUCCCAGUUCACUGACAUCUACGUACGCAAUUUCUCUUCAUACUAGUUUUGCUAAUUCUCAACUGAGCCAUAGGGGGAAAGCACUGGAAACUAAAAGGAUGGGUAGGCAGUGAGGAGAAACCCCAACAGUAAUUAUUUUUACCCUCUGCUUUGCUCAGUCUGAAGCAGGGAGAAAGUGAGGACUGCAGAUGCUGGAGAUUAGAGCUGAAAAUGUGUU